This is a messenger RNA of Cydia strobilella, 2206 nucleotides long. It is a transcript of the gene Cyp4l6, whose product is annotated as cytochrome P450 4d2-like. Lineage: Eukaryota; Metazoa; Arthropoda; Insecta; Lepidoptera; Tortricidae. The record is from RefSeq and is a predicted model, not a curated record. The coding region runs from base 41 to 1525 and encodes 494 amino acids. The transcript has 11 exons. Gene Ontology annotation, molecular function: iron ion binding; heme binding; monooxygenase activity.
CACACUUGUUCCCGGGCGCACGCUGCGCUGUUCAUUUAAAAUGAUUUUGUUGCUGUUGUUGUGCGCGCUCGUUUUAUUUGUUGUUGCUUCGUGGAUUUACUUCCUUACCGAUGUGAGGAAGUAUAAUGUCCCUGGACCCACUCCGUAUCCUGUUGUUGGGAAUGGGAAUUUGUUCCUGUGCGAUUCUAAUAAGUUUUUGGGAAUUCUAACCGAUUUGGCGGUACAAUAUAAAGAUGCUUAUCGCAUAUACAUCAUGUCAGAGAGAUAUAUUGUAUUGUCACACCCAAAAUACAUCGAGCAACUGAUAUCAAGCACAGAAAUAAUAACCAAAGGAAUAUCCUACAACUUCCUGCGGCCCUGGCUAGGGGAUGGCCUCUUAACAUCUACAGGUCUAAAAUGGAGAAGUCAUCGUAAAUUUCUCACUCCCGCUUUCCAUUACAACAUACUUCACACGUUCCUUCCCGUGUUUCUGAAGAAUGGGAACAUUUUGUGCGAUGCACUGAAGAAAAAGGCCAAUGGUUCAGCUAUAGAGUUAUUCCCGGUUAUGGCUAUGGCGGCGCUGGAUAAUAUUACAGAAACAAUAAUGGGGGUGUCCUUGGAUGCGCAAAAAGAAAAAGACUCUAAAUAUGUUAAAUCUAUUGACGUCGUAAGUCAAAUCAUGGCGACCAGAAUGAGAGACUUGUUCAUGGGCAACGAUCUGUUUUUCUCCCUGACAUCACAAAAGAGGAAACACGACAAAGCGCUCGAGUUUAUGAACAGACACACGAAGGAAGUGAUCGAUGCUAGGAGGAAAGAGUUGAAUGUCGCCAACGCUAAGAAGUUGGUUGAAAGUUCGGAGUUAGGUAUGAAAAACAAGCAUGCCUUCCUGGACCUGCUGCUAUUGGCUGAAGUUGACGGCAAACAGAUCAGUGACGAAUGCGUCCGCGACGAAGUCGCCACAUUUAUGUUUGAAGGUCACGACACAACCGCGUCGGGCACAGUGUACGGGUUGUACUGUAUUGCGAAUCACCCAGAAGUGCAGCGGAGGAUUGUAGAAGAGCAGAAGGAAGUUUUGGGCGGCGACCUAACAAGAGAUCCUACCUUUAGCGAGCUUCAACAGAUGAAAUAUCUAGAGUGCGUGAUCAAGGAGAGCCUCCGCUUGUACCCAUCUGUGCCCAUGAUCCAGAGAAUGGUUUCGAAAGACGUCGAAAUAGGAGGCCUGCGGUUCCCAAAGAACACCACGGUAAUGAUCAACAUAUACCGCAUGCAACGGAACCCCGAUGUGUUUGAGGACCCCCUAGCAUUCAGACCAGAACGAUUUGAGACCUCCAGCAGUGCCAAGAACGCGUUCAGUUGGAUCGCGUUUAGCGCUGGACCUAGAAACUGUAUUGGUCAAAAAUUUGCAAUGCUGGAAAUGAAAGUGACCUUAGCAGCCAUCGUGAGGAACUUCGAGCUGUCUCCGUGCGGUGAUGAACCUGAGCCUUGUGGGGACCUCAUACUGAGGUCUAGGAAUGGGGUGCAUGUCAAGAUGAUGCCGAGGAAUUAAGAGUUGCGAGUCGACGACUGUCUUACCACAUCACAUUUCAAAAUAAUUAAAUCACUACGGUUACACACUAGUAUUAUAUCUAUACACACACACACACACAUGCACACACUUUCACACACACACAACACACACACAUACACGUUUUAUUUCAAUUUUUGUAAAUUCUAUUGUUUUGAGUGCACUAAUCUCUCAACAUUAUAUGUAUAUAAUUUUGUUUUCAAAUUUAAUUUUACUUCAUUGUAAUAUAAAUUGUAUGUUUAACUUUACUUUAGCUAAAGUUCAUACUAAUUAAUAUCUUGACCUAAAUAUUACUUCAAAUGAUAUGUUCGGUUACUAUUUAUAAACCCUUAAUAGUUAGUAGCGGGGUCUUCUGUCACAAGUAUUUACAAUACUUAUAAGGAGAUUCCAAGCAUAACUAAAUUUUAUUGUAAAUUGUGAAAUGUUGUAACCAAAAAUAAACAAUUUUUUCAUUUUUUCAUCAUUGAUAACUAUAUUGUCCCGGGUAGAUUAGAUUAGAUUAGAUUAAUUUAUUUCUUAUUGGGAAUUACAUUGUGCAGGUUGCGGAAUAUUUCUAAAAAGUAAAUAAAAAUCCAUGAAAGGAAACUUUCGUUUUGGAAGUGGAAAAUUUCGAUCCCCAUACAAAAUUAUGAAGGUAAUUACCGUUAAACGUUUAAACUAAAA